AUGUGGUUACCCGAGUGGCUUCCGCUGUCGGCGGAGGAGGCCAAAGCGGUGUUGGCGACGCUUGCGAUGUCCCUGAUCUUUCGCUUCGUCGCCGAGCUGCGGUUCAUUCCGUCGCUCUCCAUGUACCCCACGCUUGACGUGGGGGACCGAAUCGUCGCAGAAAAGGUAAGCCAACCUGUUUCGAUGAAGCCUGAGGUCGACGAUGUGGUCAUCUUCAAGGCGCCCAAGGCCCUGAAGAAGCAUGGCUACAGUGAGGGAGAGGUGUUUGUGAAGCGAAUUGUUGCCACUGAAGGAGACUUGGUGGAGGUGAAGGGGGGGCGGCUGUUCGUGAAUGGCGUUGAGAAGGACGAGGAUUACAUAUUGGAACAGCCUACCUACAACAUGGAGACCCAGUACAUUCCAUCUGGCCACGACAUGUCCCUCGGGGGGACCACAGGCGACAACACGCGCCUGCUCGGGAAGGCGCCAGAGGAGGAGGAGGAGGAGGAGGAGGAGGAGGAGGAGGAGGAGGAGGAGGAGGAGGAGGAGGAGGAGGAGGAGGAGGAGGAGGCGAUGCAGGCGGAGGGCGUGCGGGAGGUGGCCGUGGCAACUGGCCUGGAGGUGCUGUACCAGGAGACCCCCAACUACCGCGGAGCGGCGGCCGAGGCUGACCGCAUGAUCGAGCCUAGGGAGACGGCUAGGCAUGCCUGGCGAGUGCCAGACCUGAGAGUAGAGCCUGUUGCUAGUGCGCCAGAGGAGGCGGUGACCGAGGGGGGUUAG
Closterium sp. Naga37s-1 is the source of this 759-nucleotide messenger RNA. The record is from the annotation of a GenBank genome assembly. Lineage: Eukaryota; Viridiplantae; Streptophyta; Zygnematophyceae; Desmidiales; Closteriaceae.